GGGCAAGAGAGGCUCCAGCCAAGAGCAAGCUGUACUGUGUGGGCAAUUUCGGCACUUCCGGGCAUUUCCGGCGAUUGAUAUUCCUCUGCAAGAUGAGGCAAUGCCAUGAUCACUCAAUUGGAUUCCUUUCCCAAUCGCCGGCUCAAUCAGCCGCGAGGAACAUGACGUCGACGGGGUCGUGCGCCGAUACACAGCCGACGACGACGACGACGACGACGACGGCGACAGUGGCCCUACACAGGCUGCGGAUCAAGCAUUGCACCGCCGCGAUACCAAAUUCAGAGGAGUUGCGGAAAGUUACUGGGCAUGUGGAGGGUGAGAGUGCAAACUUGGGAUUCCACAGAAGCGUCCAUCGGCCUCAAACGGGUUCUCGUUCCAUUUGCGCUCUGCAUCAGGUCCCGAGGGCACAAGCUGACGGCUGGCGCAAACAAGAUGCCGAUAACAACCACUCUAAGGCGGUUUCCACUCAAGUUCUUGGAUCCAGCGCUGGAGCAGGAAUGGAUCGUAUUUUCGGCCACAUCCUCGCGCCGCUUCGAUAUCAACGCCGCAUUUUGCGCUGUGUAUCUGUUCGCCGCCUUCAUCAACUGGGGAGCCAACGGCAGCAUCAACAUACCAGAUAUCCCUGGCACAGUCGCUGCGACUCUGUCGCUGCUGAUAUGCCUCCUUAUGCCCAGGUUUCGGAUAUAUCAUAUCGCCUUCGCGACAUUGACGAUGAUGGCAUGCCUCGGGAGCCUUUUAUUGAAUACUCUCAACAAUGUCGUGUCAAAUCAAGGCGUUGUGCUGACGGCGAUGAUGACCGUCCUGAUCUACACGAUGUCAGCGGGGUACCAGGGCAACAGCACGACGUGCAUGAUUAUCUUUGCGGUCUUCAUCAUUGCCUCUGGGGUCACUAUGAGCCUUGUGUGUCCCGAGUAUUACAGCGGCCUGAACGGGUUCUACAUCAGCCUGUCAUUCAUCAAAGUGAUUCUCACGGGCCAGCUCAGUGUCUAUGCUGAGGAUUUCAACCGACGGGAAACCUACAUCCUGACGCGCCAUAUCUCGGGACGCAAACAGCUUCCCUCGACAGCGUGUGCAGAGCUCUAUGAUCUGCUGCCGCUAUACUUUUCGGAGCGGAACCUCGGCUCUGGCGAACACAUCUUUCCGAUUCCACCCCACGCCAAAAACCAGGAGAUCCCGCUGCUGCAGCGCAUGUACAGAGUCCUGAAGAGCUGGAUAUAUCUCAAGUUUGAGAGUGCCGAGCUGGAGCAGCAGUAUUUGCGACACAAUUUGCGUACGACCCUCGAACUGCACUUCCUCACGACGCUCAUCAACAUAUUCGGUGCUCUAGCAACUGUGCUCUUUGAGGAGCUUGUCGGGUCGACAGUCUCCGAGUUUCCCGAAAGCCCCUUCGCCAACUGGAUCAACAACGGCAGCUUGAUCUUCUUCUCCGUGUGCCUUGUGCUUCCGAACUUGCUGCUUGUGUUCAAGUCAGUCCGAGAUUCACCGAUGCGCUGCCAGUUCAUCAUCCUGGCAACAGGUGUCUCCAACAUUCUUGGAUGGCAAGGGCGAUAUGCCAUCUUUCUGUGGCUCCGUGGGACCAGCCAGCUCAAUUUCCAUCGAACGUUGAACCAGGUUGCCGUCGCCGUAUUUGCGGCCGGCCCGCAGUCGGGUCUGAUCUCGUACUUUUACAUCGCCAUGUUCGUGUUCGUGAUCACGAGUCAAGUUGCCAUUCUGCUGACGCUCAACCACAUCCCCGGCGCCAGUCGAUAUGUGCUGACGUCCAUCCUUGAGGCUUGCCUAUCGACUGCUGUCUUGGGCUUCAUCAACGAAUUCGAGUCCCGCAAGCUGUUUCUUCUGCGGACGUGGUCCGAGAGCUUUAUCGACGCCUCACGAGGUGCUCGGACUAUAUCGCGGAUAGCAACCAGGGCGAGUUCGGCCAACUCUGGACAGUCAAGCACAUCUUUUGGAUCGCGGGUGUCGGCGGGAUCCAAGGCAUUUGGGCUGCCGAAUCCAAGCCUGAUCGCCCAUCAUCGCCGUACUCUGAUUGACGAGUCUUUGAGUGCUGGAGGCUCCACAUCCAGGAGGUCUUCGGUCAUGUCGCUUGCCGACUGGAACAUAACAUCGAUCAUCACUCCUUCGUUGCAUUUGGACGACACCGAUGGGGCCGGUGGACAAUCGCCCGCUGAACAUGAGCCCGCUGAACAUGAGCCCGCUGAACAUGAGCCUGCUGAACAUGAGCCCGCUGAACAUGAGCCGUGCUGAUGCCGGGUUGUUCCUUGGUGUGGCCCUAUGGACGAAUG
This is a messenger RNA of Polychytrium aggregatum, 2279 nucleotides long. RefSeq lists its product as uncharacterized. The coding region runs from base 307 to 2241 and encodes 644 amino acids. The transcript is spliced from 5 exons. The record is from RefSeq and is a predicted model, not a curated record. Lineage: Eukaryota; Fungi; Chytridiomycota; Chytridiomycetes; Polychytriales.